Uncinocarpus reesii 1704 is the source of this 1032-nucleotide messenger RNA. RefSeq lists its product as uncharacterized. The transcript has 3 exons. The record is from RefSeq and is a predicted model, not a curated record. The coding region runs from base 1 to 1032 and encodes 343 amino acids. Gene Ontology annotation, molecular function: sulfurtransferase activity; tRNA binding. Lineage: Eukaryota; Fungi; Ascomycota; Eurotiomycetes; Onygenales; Onygenaceae. Gene Ontology annotation, cellular component: cytosol. Gene Ontology annotation, biological process: tRNA wobble position uridine thiolation.
AUGGCCGGGAAUUCACGAGACUGUAUAGACUGCAAGGCCGCGCCGUCAUGCGUGACUGUCCGGACACGAGCUCUCUGUGAAUUCCUACAAACCAAAGUCCUACGGCGGAUGGACAGAUACCGUCCGAGUGGCCUACUUGAAAAGCAGAGCUCAGCCGGCCCAAAACGCACCGCCUUUGACCUUCAUGUGUUAGUCGUUGAUACCGCGUCGUCAGUGGCGCCAAAAAGCGUGGUGGAAUCCGGUAGAUUAGACAAGAUUAAGGAGACGUACCCAGGUCAUACAUACACCGAGAUGCCUUUACACAGGAUCCUUGAGUAUGAUGCCAGUAUCAAAGGCCUCCUCUCACACUAUUCCGCAAUUCCAUCGGAUAAUAUUACCAGGUCGGAUGAGGAAGCUUUGGCCUUGUUCCACGCUUCGUUUUCUACAGCCACAGCUCGCGCAGAUAUCAAAGGAAUACUUCUUAGACGGCUGGUAGUUGCCUUCGCUACAUCCCAUGAGUGCGACGGAAUUCUGUGGGGUGAUUCAGAUAGCCGAUUGGCGGCAAAGACAUUAGCCAACGUUGCAAAAGGGAGAGGGUCAACACUGGUGUGGGAUGCGUGCGACGGAAUGUCUCCCUGGGGCAUAUAUUUCAACUUCCCAUUACGAGAUCUCUACAAAACUGAGUUGGAACUGUUUGCAUCCUAUGCGAUGCGUACGAUCGAACCGGUCAUUGAACGAGAUCCGCAGAAUUUUGGGGACAUGUCGACUAGACACAUGUCUAUUGAAGAUCUGAUGUCGCAAUACGUUAUGACACAGGGCGCAAAAUAUCCAGGUGUUAUGGCAAAUAUUGUUCGCACCGUUGAUAAACUUCAAACGCCGGCAGCAACAGAUGGAACUCUGUGCAUUCUUUGUGGAAUGCCUGCUGAUUUGGCAGCUGACGGUGAGCCUACGAUGCCGUCGGCGGAGGGGAAAACCGGCAAAGUUCAGCCCACAUGCUAUGGGUGUAGGAGAACUUUGUUAGAUAUGAAAGCGCCAGCCCUCUGGUCGGGAUGA